AUGGGUUUUGAUAGACUUAAAGGUUAUAAAGGUAAGUAUUAUAAUCGAUGUUAAUUUGAAACGCCAGUAUUUUGGAGAUCGAAAUUUUUCGAAAAAACGGAGACAUGAAGCGGAAGAACAAGAGCAAGAUACUCAUACGUUAAAUGUUAGUGCUGAUUUGGAAGAGCGUUUUGAAGAUUUUGGCCAAAUGCAUUUAGCUGACGAAUUGAUCCAGGAACAUGAUGAAUGUCAAGAAGACGAAGAAUAUGCGUCGGAAGUAAUUGAAGAUGAUGUAUGUUGCAUUAACUUUAACAGUGGAGAAGAAACAGAUUCAGAAGAAGAAAAUGUGGAGAAUGGAGGUAACAUUUUUACAAUUCUUCGAACUAUGAAAAUAAAACAUGUUUUAGAUAUCUCUUCGACUGGUUUGACUGUGGAAAAAUUAACCGACAAACAAUUGGUCGCGCUUUUGGGUGCCCUGCAGGGUCGCGAAUCGUCAAGAGGGUUUUCCACGCGCACGCUGUUGAUGGAUGACGACGAAGAAGAGGAUGAUCUCCUUCAAUUUUGGGAAGAAAAGAAAAAAGAAUACACGAAUAUUCGAGUAUGUAAUGGUUGUGGAGGCACAUUGCGUUCUUCACAAAAAUGGUAUGGUAAUUUAAAAAAAAAUGAUUUUGACUCCGGCUGAUUUAGUGAAAAGAGUGAAUGCAAGUCCGGAAAGUGUCCUGUUUUAACAUUGACAAUGUUAAAUUUACACGAUCAAUUGCAUGCGGUAGUUUCUGCGAAUUUCUCGUCAAUAAUGGAAAUAAGAAGGAAGCUGAAAAGUGGUGAACCUGUUUGCCACAAUUUGCAAAGUCGAUAUUUCAGUCAAUUAUGGAAGAACGAAAAAGGAAGUAUUGAUUUGUCUCUUCAGCUCAGUGUGGAUGGUUGUUGUCCCCACGGGAACACAAAGUGGGUUGAGAUUCUCUAAUAACACAUUUUUUGAAUAAUAAUUCAGAAAAAAAGUGUGGCCAAUAUGUUUCUCAAUCAUCGACAUUGGUACAGCAAUCAGGCAGAAAGCUGUGAAUAUUAUUCUUUUCGGUGUGAUGUCUGGCAAAGAAAAUCCAUCUACUCAUGCGUUCAAUACAAUUGUCAAGUUUAUCAGUUCUCAAUUAGAGUCAAUGGAUGAUGGAAUUGUUGUGAAUGGUGAAACUUUCACGUUUCACAUCGUUUGUUGUGGUGCAGAUCAACCUGUCAGUUUAAUUGAAAAUUGCGGAGUUCGGGUGUCCUGUUCAGGUGUUCCUGCUCAUUCUGGAAUUUUUAGGCAAAACGAGCACUGUUUGGGUUUGACGGACACAAUUCGGAAUUUUCUUGCUUUUUUUGCCUCGACGAUGGGGCAUUUUACAAGAAGAAUGGAUAUGGUUAGUGAUCGGAGCUGAAUUAGAUUAGUCAUUAGAUUUUUUAGAAAGAUAUGUUAUGCGGAAAGAUGAGUUUUUGGAAGAUUCUCGAAAAGGGCGUUUCGGGAAUUCCGGUACUGUUUUCGCCGAGAUCCUCGAACUUCUUGCACCUUGGGACUGUGUCAUAGAUGUUUUGCACAACCUGUCUGAAGGAAUAAUAACCAUAGUAAUAAUAGGUAGUAGCUGUUUAGAAUUUUAUCAUUCUUUUUUUGAAAAUUUAGAAAUGUUUCCGUCGAAACAAACAACUAAAAGCAUACCGAAGUCGCGACUUUUUGUGAUCGAUGAACAAGAUUUGACACGGAUUCUCAAGGAAGUCAAGGCGCAUUCUCUGUACAAGUUGUCAUUCGACCCACGAAAUGGAACAGAACGAUUAGAUGCAAGUUAACAGGAUUCAAAUUCAAUAUUCCAAUUAUUUUCCAGUUCUUCCGCGUCUUCUUGUUCCAAUCCAUCAUUAAAUAUGAAUGUGCUGCGGAAACAAAAUUAGCUGUAAUCGGAAUUGCUCUUUUAGUCACGAAGAUUUGUACGGAUUGUGAAACGGGGAGAUUCUUUUAUGCAGAUGUUUGUGACGCAGUCGCAAAAAUUCUCGAACAUUCAAGUAUCAAAUAUUUUUGCAUGAAGCCCCACGUUAGUUGUUUUUUCAUCAACGGUUUGCAUUGACUUUUUUUUUAGGAAGUGUUCUACCACUUGCCAUACAUUUCUGCAAAGAUGGGGAAUAUUGGACCACUUUCAACUGAACAAUUCGAAUCAUUUUACAAUUUUUUUCUCUCAGAGUUUUCUAGUCAAUUGACUAAAAACUUUGUAGAAACUGCUUGCACGAGGUGAAUCAAAACUAAAUUUUCCUCAUGAAUGCAAGUUUCAGACUUCUUCUGCACGAUUCCUGCCGUAGGGAAAUGGAGACAAGAUUAGCGGGUGCACCUAGUUUCAUUCUGACAAAAUUUGCCCAGCGAAAUCCAUCUUAUUCAAUGAAAAAAGCGAAGAAUUAUGAUAGAAUUAUCACAAAUAUUUCUGCUGAUGAUGAGGAAAAAACUGGAUCUAUGUCAUGCUAUUCUAAUGUGGAGUUGCCUUGUGGAAAGUUGGAGUCAACGAAAUAUGGUUCCAAAAGCAAUGACAUAAUUUUUUAUGGAGACGGAAAGUGUGGAAGAUUUUUGCUAUACACAGUGGAAAAGAAUUUACUAGUCGAACCAAUUGUUGAGGAAGACCCGGAUAAUAUGUUCCCAACAGUAUUUGAUGCCGUGAAUAAGUUGCCAGCCAGUCUCAUCCAAUCCGGGAAAAAUAUUUUAAGACAAUUAAAACUUUGUAAAGGGGUUCAGUACGGGAAAUUUGGUAAAGAAAAAAUAUGGGUGGAAGAGUUUGAGGUUUUAGGAGUAGGAAGCUGGAUAAGCUUGGGAGAGAAUAACUGCUUUUUGCAAUGUAAUGGUUCUCCUAAUCACAAGUAAACCGAUUUUUGUGUGUACUUUUUUGUUUCUUUUUGUAUGUUUUGUGUUUGUGUGUAUCCGUGAAUUUUUUUUCUGUUUGGAGCUUGUUUGUCUGCUCGUAAAGCAUAAAUAAUAACUUGUCUGUUUCAAACGUGUUUGUUUCAAUAAAUGUUCGCUCAUAUUUUCUAUUUCUAUUCAAUUCACUUCUCUUCUUCUUUUCGUCUUCAAUUUUUGUAAUCUUUGCUCAUUUUAUACAGUUUCUUUUUUGCAGUAAAUCAGAAAAUGGCUAGAAAGAAAAAGGAAAGACAGUUAACACAAGAAGAAUACGACGCAAUUCACAAUCCAACUCCGGAGCAGAUUCGAAUGAUGGAUUUUAUACGGGUAUCCUUAAGUUUUUCAAUUGCUCAGAGUAUAAUGUUUUUGAUUUAGGAGGAAUAUCGACAACAAGACUAUUAUCAGCAGCAUUUUCGAAGUCCUCCUCGUCCCAAGCCGAUUUAUAAUGUGGGUUCUUGUUUGAAAAAUGGAACGCUCUUUAAUAUUUCAAUAAAUAAUAUGAGCAGUCUAAAAUAGGUUGAAUUUUAAAAGUCUCCGGUUUUGGACAAUAAUUAUAAAAAAAGAAAAAAUCAUCGCAAAAAAUUAAAAAUAAUACUUUUAUCCGAGGUACAUAAAUUUAUAUUUUUUUUUAUAAAUCCAAAAGUUGAUUUUCAAAAUUAAAGCUAAUGAUUUGGACCGAUAUUCGUUUUUUUUCGUCAAACCCGGCAACUUUUCAAAUUUAACCUAUCUUAUAUUUCGAAUAAUUAGAACGAAACGUAUUUUUUAAAAACCUAUUUAUUCUAAAUUCAAACUUUCUCGGUGAAAAAGUAGCAAGUUUUGCUACAAAAAUUUCCUUUUAGCCAGCUUGCGACCAUUUUUGGCAAACUUGCUACAUUUUUUGGCAAGCUUGCUACAUUUUUUCCAUUAUGAAAAUUGUGAAAGGACAUUUUCUUGCUAUUUAUUUCCCGCGUCUGUUGAUUCAAUGAAAAUAUUGCUCGCUCAUUUUACAAAAUCCGUGCCCACUUGGCCGUGGUGUCAAACAAGAAAUCAACAAGUUCACCUCCCCUCAAAUUUCAAUAUGAUUCCAGACACCCAAAUUUCGUCGCGCUGCAACAACUAAUGAUGAAGGAUCUUCAGCGGCUGCUGUUUUGGAUGAAGUAUCCACUCCACGGCCACAACCACCACAUCGAGAAAUAUUGGGAAUAGUGAAGAAUGAGAAUAAUUCGAAGGCUCCAGAAUUAGUAAGAUUUUUAUCAAAACGUUUAAAGCAGAAAAUAGUAAAAAAGUUUGAAUCCUUCUGUAAACCAGAAAAAUCCUCUAUUUUUUUCAGAAUGUGGCGCCAGAUUUGUCGGAUGGUGAAGCUCAGCAACUUAGUGGCGAUGAAUAUGUUUAUACACAUAUCGCACUCCAGGUACGUGAAAUUAUGUGAUAUUUUGAAAAAAAACAUUUUAAUAUGCAGAAGAAAAAGAGAAGGUAUUCAUCAUUGCGGAAUGAAAAACCAGGAGCAGAAGGUCCAUCAUCUUCCAAAAAACCUAGCAUCAGCAAUGAUCCACAAGUCAAUGAAACUCAUGAAAUCGCCGAAGAAUCGGUUUCCAACAUGGAAUCCAAAGCGAAAAAAUUUGAGAAAUCGAAAUUCCAACGGCAAGGCGGUCAAACAAUGCAGGUUGAAGGAAAAGAGAAUCAAUCAACAAAUAUCCAUGUCAAUCAAUCCAAUGAAACUCAUGAAAUCGCCGAAGAAUCGGUUUCCAACAUGGAAUCCAAAGCGAAAAAAUUUGAGAAAUCGAAAUUCCAACGGCAAGGCGGUCAAACAAUGCAGGUUGAAGGAAAAGAGAAUCAAUCAACAAAUAUCCAUGUCAAUCAAUCGGAAAAUAAAUCGAAGCCCAAUCAAAUAGGAAAACGUGAUAUUGCAACGGUUGCUGAAAAUGAAGUAAAUGUUGGUGAAAAGAAUCCGGAGGAAGGAGAGCAAGAAGAACAAGAAGAACAAGAAGAACAAGAAGAAGAAGAAGAGGUGGAGGAGGAAGAGGAGGAGGAAGAAGAAGGCGAUAAUGCACCAUUAUAUGUCCGCAGCAAGGAUAAAAUUAUCCCAACUCAAAUGGCGCAGAAAUGCUUCCUCACCAAAAAAAACAUGGGGCUGGAUGAUUUAACGAUUAAAGUGAGUUUUUCGUUUCCAGUUUCAUUUUUAAAUUGAUUUUUAUGAUUUCUAAAUAAUGUUUCCAUUUUCAUUUGCGUGAAAGCAUUAUUUGAAAAUCUCGAAAUUUGAAAUUUCAAUCUGAUUGAACAGACGCUAGAAUUCAAAGAAAAAAAAAUGCAUUUUUGCGAGCCCCUGAAAUCUUAUCAUGAAUAUAAUUGAACUAUAUUUAUCCAUGGUCAAAUCUUUAAUUGCAGAGAAAUGUAUCAAACUACUGGAGGGAUCAGCUUGCUGAAAUCGAUAUUCAAGAUGCGAUCCGGAUUCAUGAAAAAUCUAAAGAUGAGGACAAACCAUUAGUUCAAGUUGUACUUGUAAUGUUGCAUCAAGUAGGUUGACCCACUUCAACACAAUUUUCACAAUACGUCAUUAUGUGUAAUUUUCAGAUUAACCGACUGACUACUGGAUAUGCCACUUUGAAAGAAGCGCUAAAAGAUGCAACAUACGCAAAACGGAAAGUCAUUCUACGUCUACAUCGUGCUCGACCAGAAGUUUGUCAAAUUUCAUUGCCGAAUGGAUACGUUUACAAUAUAAUCGAAUUUGUGAGCCGAGAUCUCAUUGAAAGAUGUAGUGGGAAAUUUUUAUUUUCCGCUGUAUCCGAAAUAUGUCGAGAGUUUUUUGGAGAAGUAAGUUUAUUUUUUAUUUGUGUUUUUUUAAAUUCAAAUUAUUUUUAUAGCUACUCGAAUAUAAGGAUCAUUAUGUUAUUGCAAUGACUUUGAAGAUCAAAAAAACUCGAAAAAGCAAAUUCGUAGCUAUUCCCAGUGAGCCAAUCGAUAAUUUGACAGGUAAGAAUUGUAUCCAAUCAAAAUAAAUUUCAAAACAUACUUAAAAAUUGUGAUGAGCAUCGAAAUUAUUGUAUUCAUUUUUUAAUCGAAAGAGAAAACCUCUAUUACUCUAGUUUUAUUUCAUUUGGAGUAGUUUUUCAUUGAUGUUUGUAGAACAGGCCUGAUCGGAAUCGGGAUUCCGAAAUUCCGAAACCGACAGGUUUUUCGGAAUGAGACAAACGUGUCUCGGAAUCGGAAUCUAUUUUCUCGAAAUCGGAAUCAUUCCGAUGUUACUUCCGAAACUUUUUGGAAUUUCGGAAUGUGUUUCUCCUCCUUAAUUUCGGAAUUUUUCUACCGAAUUUCGGAAUUUUUCGGAAUGUUUGAGCUGAAAUUAGUCAAAAAAUUCAACAAAAAAUGGAAAAGUUGAUGAAUUUUACCUGUCAUUUUCAAAAAAUCUCUUUUUCUCUUGUGAUUCUCGAAAAAUGUAACUUUUGAAGACAAUUUUUUUAAAGUUUUAUAUCAUUCCGAAAAAUUCCGAAAUUCCGAGGUAAAAAUGCCGGAAUAGAGGUUCGGAAUUCGGAUCUGACUACUCGGAACGAGUGUGCUCAUUCCGAACCUUCCGACAAGGUCCAUUCCGAUCAGGCCUGUUGUAGAAGAUAACACAAAAAUCAGUGGAUCUAGAUUUCCGCCUAGGAAAUAUUCAUAAAGUUAAAGAAAAGUUGCUUCAAACAGAAUUAUUGAUUUUACAGGAUUCAUGGUGGAUGUUUUGUGUAAAAACGUUGAUAGAUAUGAUGACGAUCUCUUCCAAGCAAUACGAAUCAAAAUUCGCCAGUCUGUUGCAUAUUAUUUGUAAGUUUUUUUUAAAUUCAUUAUUUAAAACAAUUAAUUUCACUGCAUUCCAGGAAUAAUACUCGAGCCGAUUUACGAAAGAAGAAAGGCGGAGCCGGAAAGAUCAACGAUGCGCUCAACCAUCUCACCGCCUUGCUUUAA
This is a messenger RNA of Caenorhabditis angaria, 6796 nucleotides long. NCBI's taxonomy places the organism in Eukaryota, Metazoa, Nematoda, Chromadorea, Rhabditida, Rhabditidae. The record is from the annotation of a GenBank genome assembly.